AUGGCUGAUCUCAACGGCGACGCCAUCCACGCUGGUAUGUCCAGGAACGAGCAGCAGCUUUUCAAUGCUGCUCAGCGGGCCUUCAGGUUGGCCUCGGCUGCAGCAGCCCUAGGGAAUCCGAUCGAUGACUUAUGUGAAAUGGUGGUUGACGUGUUCUCUGCUGAGAGGGCUCAGUUCAUGAACUUCGAUGACUUGCGAGACAAGGUUAACGCGCUCGCUGAAAGAAAGAAGCUCAGCGUUUUCACCACUGCCGAACUCAAUGGUGGUUUAGAAGACUUGCAGGAUGACCACAAGGCGGGUCCUCCUACGUCCGAAGCACGAGGAAUGGGAGUUGGUUUUGGUGUUCAUCAGCUCUGA
Molecule: messenger RNA, 357 nt
Organism: Perkinsus marinus ATCC 50983
Lineage: Eukaryota; Perkinsozoa; Perkinsida; Perkinsidae
Exons: 3
Coding region: 1-357 (118 amino acids)
Source: RefSeq, a predicted model, not a curated record